AUUUGACAGUACCUCACCUAACCUAACCUUUAAAAUGUGAACAAAUAAUAAAUUUUGUAAUUAUUUAAGCCGGAAAAUGAUUACGUGUACUGUGAAUUUAUUGUGCUUUAGCUGAAACGUGAACAAUCACGCCCUAACACCGUCUAAUCUGGUCAAAUUAUACUGUUGAAGUCAUUUUUUGCUUGAGAAUGUUAGGUUAAAGUUUCAUAACCUUUUUGUAAGAGUCGUGGACGGAUAUUUUGGCAACCAAAAUGUCAACUUUGGAGUAUUCCGAAUCUGUUCGACCAUGGGGAAGAUCUUCAUGGAAAAACGUCCACAACUGCAAACUGUGUCCCUAUUUUACAACAUCGGUGUUCUUUAUGGUGAACCACGUGCGACGACACCGUUUAUCUCAGGAAAAAUAUACGUGCGAAAACGCCAAAAUCGAAGAGUAUCAUUGUAAAGACUGCGAUUUUAAAACGGAACUAACGAUUCUGUUCAAACAACACAUUAAUAAAAAUCACGGUGUUAAAGACGAAUCUAUGGACGAUUUAUCACUUCAGGACUUCAGUGUACGAAAUUACGUUUGCGAAAAGUGCGGUUUUGAAACAAAUUUGUUGUUAAAGUGGGGUGAACAUACUUCAGAUUGCAGGGGAAAAAAAGAAAAUCUAGCAAGUGUGAGUUCUGUGAAAGAGAAUACAAAUAUUUUCCAUUUCAAGAAAAUUGACGGAAAACGUUGGUAUUAUUGUACGAAAUGUUCCCACAAAUCUAGACAUAAAGGUAAUUUUAAACAUCAUAUGAGUAAACAUGAUUUAAACAAACAGUAUGUGUGUGAUAAGUGUCCAUUUAAAACCAAAUGGAAAGGAAAUCUAAGCAGGCACAUAAAACAAAACCAUUUAUUAGAGGAACGAGAUGUUGAAUGGCACAAAUGUGAAAAAUGUCCUUACAAAACUGUAGUCAAAAGUCGUUUAACUGUACACAUAAACAACUUACACUUGAAAGAAGAAGAAGGUAAAUGGUAUCAUUGCAAUGAGUGUCCAUAUAAAACUAGGUCUAAAGUUAGUUUAAAGAGUCACGCAAAUUUCAAACAUGGAACGUGGCACAAAUGCGAACAGUGCGAAUUUAAAACAAGGGACGAAAGAUCUUUAAGCCACCACAAGAAAGUGGUGCAUUUAAAGAAACAAAAUGCUGAAAAGCGUGAAUCAUUUAAAACCGAAAAUUCGUUUCACUCGAACAAUGAAGACCUCAAAAAUAAGUGCUACGAAUGUAAAUAUUGCCCAUUCAAAACUAAAUGGGAGUGGCAUUUAAAAAAACAUAUAAUUUCGCAACAUUUGGAUGACAAAGAAAUUAAAUGGUACCAAUGUGACAAAUGUCCGUUCAAAACUAAAAUUAAUUCAAGUUUAAAGAAACACAGAGAUGUUCAGCAUUCAGAAGAAGCAGAGUGGUAUGAAUGUGCCAAGUGUACGUAUAAAACGAAAGUAAGAGGCAGUUUAAUACGGCAUGUACAGGUUCAUUUUGACAUCAAACCAUAUAAGUGUGAAUACUGUCCAUAUAAAACCAAACGUCGUUGUUAUUUAAAGAUUCAUAUAAGUAAGCUCCACAAAAAGCAGACCUAUUCAGAUGGCAAAGAUGUUAAAUGGUACAAGUGUGAAAAAUGUUCUUUCAAAACUAGAAGAAAAUAUUGUUUAAAAGGUCACAUAACCAACAUACACUUGAAUGAAGAAGACAUCAAAUGGCAUCAUUGUAAUGAAUGUCCAUAUAAGGCAAAACGUUCAUAUCAAUUAAAACGUCAUGUAAUCUGUAGACAUUUGAAUGAAGAAGAAAUCAAGUGGUACGAGUGCGAAUAUUGUCCGCAUAAGGCGAAACGCAAGGACUAUUUAACGAAUCAUAUGAAUACAUGUCAUUAAAAAAAAACUGACGCUAAUAAUGCAAAUGCGAUCAGUGUCCUUACAAAAGCAAAUUCAUAUAAUUUCUUUAUAAACACAAAGAAAAAUGACAUAAAUAUGAUUUAAUUUAGUUUGGUGUAGAGUGAGUGGUAUUAAGUGUAUUGUAUACAUGCGAUUACGGUUUUGUGUUUAAAGAAAUUUGCCUUAUUUUAUGACAAUUUUUUCAUUAAAAUUGAGAAAAAACUAAACUUCUUAUUCUCCACGUUAAAUAAAUAUAAUGCCUCAAAAAAAAUAUAUUUCCGUAACACGUAUAUGCGAACCAUCAAGUUUCCUCAAUGAUGUCAUCAGGUCAUACAUAUACGCUUAUUAGCAUCACAGUGUUUGUUAUUUUAUUAUCUAAUCAAUCGAAAAUUGAUAUCAAAUUGUAGAUAAUCUACAGCUAGUUACGAUUCUGAAAUCGCCGUGCCGAUGUCUGGUCUAAUAAACACGCAAAGUGAGUUCAAAAUUUCAAGAAAUUUUCCAAAAAAGUGGUUAUAAUUGGUUUAACCGACCCAAAAUUGGUGUCAAAUUGUAGAUAAUCUUCAGCUAGUUACGAUUCUGAAAUCGC
Molecule: messenger RNA, 2472 nt
Organism: Zophobas morio
Lineage: Eukaryota; Metazoa; Arthropoda; Insecta; Coleoptera; Tenebrionidae
Product: zinc finger protein 761-like
Exons: 2
Coding region: 252-1886 (544 amino acids)
Biological process (GO): regulation of transcription by RNA polymerase II
Molecular function (GO): RNA polymerase II transcription regulatory region sequence-specific DNA binding; DNA-binding transcription factor activity, RNA polymerase II-specific
Source: RefSeq, a predicted model, not a curated record